AUGCAUCUCCUGCUGGUCACUUGGUGGGACAUGGCAGGCAUGUUGCAUGCACUGGACGCGAGGGCCCAGGGGAAAAAGAGGCCGCGGGUGGUCGUGGUCGGAGCCGGCUUGGCAGGCCUGGCCGCGGCUCACUACCUCCAUAAGAACGGCUUUUCCGAGACGCUCGUGCUGGAAGCCAACGACAGGAUCGGAGGACGAGUCCGCUCGGUGAAAUUCGGUUCCUCCUUGGUGGAACUGGGGGCGAAUUGGAUCCACGGAGGUUGCUUGGCGAAUCCGAUCUAUCAGCUGGCCAGGAUCUUGGACAUCAUGGAGAAUCCCCCGGAAAAGAAGCGGGAAGCGUGGAAUCCCCCGACGUUCUUCACGCCUCACGGCUUUGCGAUCGAUCACGAUCUAGCUAAGAAGGCAGGGAACAUCUUCGUGGAAAAGGAGCGGCAGAUGCACGCGCUCUACGUCGACGGCCCGGAUCAGGACUCGAACGUCACCGCCGAGGAGUACCUGGAUUACAUCCUGGAGGAGGAAAUCGCCCGAGAGUUCCCGAAGAGCCAGCGAGACGACGCUCAUCGAAUCAUGAACGCCAUGAAGAAUUACCUGGCCUUUCACAUGGGAGACGACCUGAAGAAGCACUCGGCCCAGCUGUACGGCACCUACAAGGAGAUGCCCGGAGCGGAGUGCGUCGCCGUGCCCGACGGUCUCUCGCGGAUCCCGGAAUACCUCCGCUCGCUCAUUCCGGGCAACAAGCUGAGGCUGAGCACGGAAGUGUGCGAGGUCGCCUGGUCGGAGAGGCCGCUCAAGGUGCACUGCGCCUCUGGGGAGGUGAUCGAGGCCGAUCACGUGAUCGUGACGGUGAGCCUGGGGAUCCUCAAGUCCCGCCCCGAUCUUUUCUUUCCCCGGCUUCCGGAGUCGAAAACCGAAGCCAUCUCCAGGAUCGGAUUCGGUCGGGUCGACAAGAUAUUUCUGGAAUUCGAGCGUCCCUUCUGGGUUGCUGGAGAGGGGCACAUACGGCUCGGAUGGCCGGAUUCCGAUUUCCGAUCCCGAACCGGGAAGGAAUGGAACAAAUACAUUUACAGCUUCGACGAGGUCACCAACAAUCCCAACGUCUUGGUCGGAUGGCUCUCGGCCGACGGAGCAGAGAUGAUGGAGAAAGACGACCUGAAGACCAUCAAGAUGAUCUGCACGGAAACCCUGCGCAAGUUCACCGGGAACCCCCUGCUGGACCCACCGAAGAACGUCCUGGCCUCGAAAUGGGCCUCCGACCCCUGCAUCCGCGGCGCCUACUCCUACCAGCCCAUGCGGAAGGCCGAGGGCCCGUCGGACAUGUUCACCCUCUCGCAGCCGGUGCCGGGGAACAUCGACCCCCGGAUCCUGUUCGCGGGGGAGGCCACUCACCCAGACUAUUUCUCCACCAUGCACGGCGCCUUCAUGUCCGGGCUCCGCGAGGCCCAACGCAUCAUGGAUUUCUACGCCAUGACCGGUGUGAACGGAAUCGCCGUCGACGACACCUAAUCGGACUUUUCGGAUCGCAUAUGGAGGCACUACUGUGGCAAGGAAAUCCUCCUCCUCGGAGAGGUGCUUUCAUGUCCUGAUCCAUCCACCUAAAUUGGAUGCGGCGGCAGAUCGUUCACGAGCACGAAUAGUGUUCUAUCAUUCCUCAUCUCCUUCCUGAGCUGCCAGGUACACGGCUGCUCUGGCUGGAAAGGAAAUAAAAAAGGAAAUGAAUUAGAGUUGACUAGACGUUCUUCUCCACUCAUUUUUUUCUCUGGUGAUGCUUCUUUUCUCACCUGGCCUGAUUCCAUUCCGAAAUAAACGCCAAUUUGCACUAA
This is a messenger RNA of Darwinula stevensoni, 1820 nucleotides long. NCBI's taxonomy places the organism in Eukaryota, Metazoa, Arthropoda, Ostracoda, Podocopida, Darwinulidae. The record is from the annotation of a GenBank genome assembly.